ACCUGCAGGUGAAGGUGACUCCUGCUGCAGAGGGACAGAAGACACUGACCUGUAGCACCACCUGUACUCUGACUGACAACCCCACCUACAUCUGGUACAAGAACGGACAACGUCUAGAUGAGCCCACUUCCCAACAAUACUCUAGUAAUUUGCUGGUGGUCGGGGAUUCUUCUGUGAACAUUUACUCCUGUGCUGUUGAAGGUCAUGAGGCGCUCCACUCUCCUGUAGUUUGUUUUCAGGUGAAGGUGACUCCUAAACAGUAUUCAGAGUAUAAGACACUGACCUGUAGCACCACCUGUACUCUGACUGACAACCCCACCUACAUCUGGUACAAGAACGGACAACAUCUAGAUGAGAGCACCUCCCCCCAGUACAAAGACUCAGUCUCCAGUAACUAUGUAGACAGUUACUCCUGUGCUGUAAAAGGCCAUGAGGAUCUCCUCUCUCCUGCAGUGUGUGUUCAGGGUCAGAGCUGCUACAGAGUGACUUACACCAAGAGGACAAUCUGUGUCUUGAAGGGGUCAACAGUGGACAUAUCCUGUACUGUUGGUUAUUAUUACACCACAUCAUCAUUCUGGUUUAGAAGUGAUAAGUCGACCCCUGAAGACCUAACCACAGACCCAGGGUAUGCAGGUCGUGUGGAGUACACUGGAACAUACAGAGGUCUCGUCACCCUGAGAAUCACAGAUCUGAGAGAGGAGGACUCAGCUGAGUAUCGCUUCACUUUUAAAACAGACAACUUUGAAUGGGGUCAUAGUUUACCAGGAACAACUCUGUCUGUCACAGGUCUGCAGGUGAAGGUGACUCCUGCUGCAGAGGGACAGAAGACACUGACCUGUAUCACCACCUGUACUCUGACUGACAACCCCACAUACAUCUGGUACAAGAAUGGACAUAAUGUACAAGGUGUCUCCUCCCCCAUGUACUCCAUCAGCAGUGAGGAUGCAGACAGCUACUUCUGUACUGUAAAAGGACAUGAGGAUCUCAGCUCUCCUACAGUGUACAGAAACUAAAACAAGAGGCUCCCACGCUGAGGUCUGUCCAACACUGGUCCGAC
Messenger RNA from Oncorhynchus tshawytscha (Chinook salmon), 1057 nucleotides. RefSeq lists its product as uncharacterized. The annotation marks the transcript as partial. The record is from RefSeq and is a predicted model, not a curated record. The transcript has 5 exons. NCBI's taxonomy places the organism in Eukaryota, Metazoa, Chordata, Actinopteri, Salmoniformes, Salmonidae.